This is a messenger RNA of Anisakis simplex (herring worm), 369 nucleotides long. NCBI's taxonomy places the organism in Eukaryota, Metazoa, Nematoda, Chromadorea, Rhabditida, Anisakidae. The record is from the annotation of a GenBank genome assembly.
AUGCUGACGAGAAAUAGAACUGACUAUGAUCAUCAGCAGUUGAAAUUGCGAGCGAACAGUGAGAUGGAGGAACAUCAAGACGAUGAGGAGAUGAUGAUUGUGGAAGGGGAUGUGAAACGGGAUUCAUGCAUUGCGUUCAUCAAACGUCAAUUGCAACCGAAAUUCAUGCGAUGUUUGCGUCGAAUGAAAGCAAUGAAUCGUUUACGAUUAACCGAAACAACAUAUCAGUUGCUGUUCUCGUAUGAAAGGCGAAUCGAAACGGAAGUACGUUCGAUUUACGGCGACGAAGCGAAUCCGGAGCUGAUGAAAGGUUUCUAUCGAGCCGCAGGCACUAUGGGAUGUGAUUCAUUUGUUGAGUCGAAUCCUGAA